Aspergillus niger is the source of this 1794-nucleotide messenger RNA. RefSeq lists its product as uncharacterized. The transcript is spliced from 2 exons. Gene Ontology annotation, molecular function: aminopeptidase activity. The record is from RefSeq and is a predicted model, not a curated record. Bases 1 to 1794 code for a protein of 597 amino acids. Lineage: Eukaryota; Fungi; Ascomycota; Eurotiomycetes; Eurotiales; Aspergillaceae.
AUGCCCGUUUGGGUUAAGGGCGCGGUGCGGCCAGAGCCGGCGGUUUCCCGAACGGGUGCCCGACUUCCUUCUGGAUCAUCUCUUAAGAAGCAAGCACUGGAUCUCAACGAAUAUCUGUAUGGUUAUUGCUUCUUUUCUCCCUCCUGCACUGAAAUUAUUUUUACACUGAACCUGGCUUUUCAAGUGACGUUCCCGAACAUGCAAGCUAUACUUGAAGCGGUCCCUUCGCGUUAUCGUGGUCCUGGUGGAGCCGUUGCCAUCAUCAAGGAUGGUGAACUGGCUGGAAAACUUACCUGGGGAUAUGCGGAUUUGCGGAAGCGGAUCUCCAUGACUUCCUCAACGCUGAUGCCAAUCUGCUCGAUUACGAAGCAGAUGUUGUGUUUGAUUCUCAAGGAUCUGGAGCGCAACCCCACACCAGCGAUGGUGGAGCGAGGCAAUAUCCCCCAACAGCUGUCGGAUGCCUUUCGCCAAUUGGUCUCUCCCGAACUCAUCGACAGCAACGGUCUUCGAAUCGACCACCUCUGCAACAAUCAAUCGGGUAUUCGAGAUUAUUGGGCCAUGUCGAUGUUUUGGGGCACACAACCAGAAGGGGAAUUCAGUCUGGCGGGAGACGCCAAGAAAGCGCUUGACAGGACCAAGUCCCUCCAUUUCCAACCAGGCACACAAUUCUCUUACUGUAAUCUCAACUUCCAUAUCCUUGCUCGCAUCGUCGAGCAGGUUAGUGGAGCGUCUCUCGGCAAACUGCUCUCGGAACGACUCUUCUUGCCCGCUGGGAUGAAAACCGCAUUCCUCUGCGCAGAUAACGCUGAGUUGCCUGCGCCAUGCGUGGGAUACGAAGGCAACGAAUCCUUUGGCUAUAUACCGGCCGUCAACCGGACUCAGUGGUCUGGUGACGCCGGCGUCGUGGCUAGCCUGGAGGAUAUGAUUGCGUACGAAUGUUAUCUGGACCAGGCGUGGGCCGAUCGGGGGAGUGUGUAUCGAGAAAUCGCGAAAGAACCGUCAUUCGAUGAUGGUACACCAGCCGCGUAUGGAUAUGGCUUAGAACAUAUAAUGUUCGGACAAACUACGACCAUCGGCCAUGGCGGGGCCAUUCGUGGAUAUCGCCUUCACCGGACCCAAGUACCGUCAGAACGAUUAGCCGUUGUGGUUAUGCUAAAUCAUGAGAUAGAUGCCGCAGAGGUAGCUGGGCAUAUCCUUCAGGAAGCUCACAGUCUCCCUGCACAGCAUGGUCUGCUUUCCAUGCCGGUCGCAAACUGGGUGGGGUUUUACUUUGACCCGGAUGCACAAUUGGUAGUUGAAGUUCGCCUUGGUGGACCAGGAGAAGUCAUUCUCACCUAUACGGGUGACGAGGAGACACUGAAGCUCACGGAGAGAUGUGAGGCCCGGUCGGACUUGGCAACUGCCACGCUGUGUUCCGAUACCCUCCUACUCCACCGCAAAUACGAUAACCGUCAUAUUCAGGCUAAACGGAUUACUGCGGGUCAACAGCCGACCAAGGGGGACUAUGUGGGCCAAUACCACUGUGCUGAAGUCGACUCUAUAUUCCAGUGCAGCGGAGACGGUGGCAUGCUAUACGGAUCGUUUAAGGGGUUCCUAGGCCACGGACCGGCUGAGCUAAUGCGAUACUUGGGAGAUGACAUAUGGUUUCUCGCAUGUGCACGAGGCUUGGAUGCGCCAGCGCCGGGGAACUGGACAGUUGUAUUUCAACGGGAUGUACAGGGCGAGGUUGUCGGUGUUACGUUCGGGUGUUGGCUAGCGAGAAAGGUCACCUUUGUGAAGGACAGAACCCCCUAG